AAUUCAUAAACAUCUUUAUUAUUUUAAUGUCGAUCGUAUACAUUCGAUCUUCAAAGGAAACAGAGGUAAAAGAGAACAAGAGAUAUGAUUAGUAAUAAUAAAUAUUUAUAUUAAACACAGUGUGAUAUCUGUUAGAUGAGUUACAGCAUUUUUAGAGCCGGUUCCAACUUCUUGCCUUCUUGGUAAACUUACCAGGUAAUUAAAGCAUGUGUCUAAUAUCUUCAUUUCUUUUCUUAAAUAAAUAAAGAUAAACAUAUAUUCAUCUAAUAGGUAAGUUUACCAAGAAGUUGGAAUAACCGACCCUUAAAAAAUGACUACCCCUUGCUCGUAGUCAUUUUUUACUAUGAAAGACUUAACUUUUUGUGUACAUACAUAAGUAAGAAACUAACGAUAUUGUUUUUUUUUUCCCCCUAAGCAAGUAACGUACACAAGUUUUUCUUUUCUAAAAAGAAUGAGGACAAAUAUAUUGCACCUUUGGAAUUCUACGUAGAUGCCAUUUAACAUUUAUAUCGUCUGCUUCUCUUUUAGAUUCAGCCGUGUGGUAUUUAGCGCGUGAUCGUGGAUGUCGCCACUGCUCGACGUAGUGCGAAUGUACCCUGAGCCACGAGCCACGAGUGGUCGUAACUCGACCCGCUCGACCGAGUUUGUUAGUACGUGCUGUGCAGUCGAACGCGUCGAACCAGACUGGUUCUCAGGAGCAGGGAAUGAUCAACGGUGGAUCCGCGUCACCGUGGUGAGUUGCAUCGCGAUCCAGUCGAAACCAGGUCGACUGGGACGUCGUGUGAGGGAUGGAACUCCAUCGAUGUUUCCGUGGUGCAUGAGCGUCACGCCCGAAGCCUCCCCAUCUUUCUUGGAUCGCCCACCCUUCUCCCUCGCCACCCUGUGUGUUGUGUGAUGUGAGUGCGAGCCAUACAGAGGAAAAGAGAUCUUCUGAAAACGCGUUACACAGCUACAAGAGCGCAGUCUCGACGUCGACUCAUACAAUUGUACGCAGCGUGACGCAGUCCUUCCUACAAAUAAUGACGAACUGAUGAGCCACUGUAAAACCAAAGGCAAAGGAUCGAGACGAUGGAUCAAAUCGGCAAGAAGCAAGCGGCUAACUCACCAGAGGUGGCGUUGGCCAGCGAGAUUUUUGACCAAUUUUGCAACGCUACCACAUUGAAAUCUAUUCUUGGUUACUACAGACAACUGUGCGAAUUGCUAAAAAUCCGACCAAACGUCAUUAAUCAGUUUUAUCCAAAGUUGAAAACAAAACUACGAUCGUGGAAGGCGCAAGCUCUAUGGAAAAAAUUUGAUCAGCGAGCGAAUCAUAAAUGUUAUAAUCGUGGCAAAGCAUGCCCGAACACGAGGGUUUUAAUAAUCGGCGGUGGCCCAUGUGGUCUACGCACAGCCAUAGAAGCCCAAUUGUUGGGAGCCAAAGUGGUUGUGGUGGAGAAAAGAGAUCGGAUGUCCAGAAACAAUGUUUUACAUUUGUGGCCUUUCGUCAUCCAGGAUCUACGAGGUUUAGGAGCAAAGAAAUUUUUCGGAAAGUUUUGUGCGGGUUCUAUAGAUCACAUUAGUAUUCGACAGCUGCAGUGUAUUUUGCUAAAGGUUGCGUUGAUUCUUGGUGUCGAAUUUCACGAGAGUGUAAGCUUUGAUUCUCUGAUUCAACCACCGGAUAACCAGGAAGAUGGCAAGAUUGGUUGGAGAGCGAAGACUUCACCAGCUGAUCAUCCUGUUUCCCAAUACGAAUUUGAUGUGCUAAUUGGAGCCGAUGGCAAAAGAAAUACCUUGGAAGGUUUUAAACGAAAGGAAUUUCGAGGAAAAUUAGCCAUCGCAAUCACGGCGAAUUUUAUAAACAAACGAACUGAGGCAGAGGCUCGCGUAGAAGAGAUCAGCGGCGUCGCCUUUAUUUUUAAUCAAAAGUUCUUCAAAGAAUUGUACCAAGAAACGGGUAUUGAUUUAGAAAAUAUUGUGUAUUACAAAGAUGAUACGCAUUAUUUUGUUAUGACUGCCAAGAAACAUAGUUUAAUCGACAAGGGAGUUAUUCUGCAGGAUCAUGCUGACACCGCAAAACUACUUGCGAAAGAAAACGUGGAUCGUGAAGCAUUGAUGUUGUAUGCGCGAGAAGCGGCGGAAUUCUCAACGGAAUAUCAAAUGAUGGAUAUGGAAUUUGCGGUGAAUCAUUAUGGCCAACCGGACGUAGCCAUGUUCGAUUUUACUUCAAUGUACGCGGCGGAAAAUGCAAGCCGCGUAUUGGAGCGUUUCGGUCAUAGAUUGCUUAUGAUUCUUGUAGGCGACAGCCUCUUGGAGCCUUUUUGGCCUACUGGUUCUGGUUGCGCAAGAGGAUUUUUGAGCUCUCUGGAUGCGGGUUGGGCAAUCAAAGGUUGGGGCACUUCUUUGUCACCAUUGGAAGUGAUUGCGGAACGUGAGUCCAUAUAUAGAUUGUUGGGACAAACAACACCAGAGAACUUGAAUAGAGAUUAUGCGGCAUAUACUUUGGAUCCUCACACUAGGUAUCCGAAUCUCAAUGUACGUUCUGUAACUCCAAUACAAGUGCGCAGUCUUCUUGACACAGAUGAUCCUGAAAGCAUCAAACAACCUGCGCUACAGUCCGAAAUCGAUAUUCCAAAGAAACGAAGACGUCGUGAUUUGAGAGCUGACGCUCAAGUUCAUCCAGAUACAUUGCUUCGUUGGCUACAAAAGCAAGUUGCAUUGUACGACAAAGUUCACAUCGAAGAUAUGGGUGCCUCUUUCAAAGAUGGUUUAGCUAUUUGUGCAAUUGUUCAUAGAUACCGUCCAGAUUUAAUAGAUUUUUACAGUUUAAAUGCGAAAGAUGCAGUAAAGAACAAUCAGCUCGCCUUUGAUAUAUUGGAAAAGGAAUUAAACAUACCACCGAUAAUGACAGGUGAAGAAAUGAUUCAAUGCGAUGUUCCUGACACACUUGCCAUGUUUUCUUAUUUAACACAAAUAUAUGAAGUUUUCAGAGGCGAGAUUCCACACAUCAAACAUCCAAAAUUAGAACCCGAAAUGAAGGAGGAAUGUACUACACAUCCAAAGCAACUGAAACAAUGGACGCCUGAGGAAAAGCCUACGAAGACACGACAUUCGCGCUCACGGCAUGCUAAUGAAAAUGUGCAUUCUUACAUGGAUAAGAAGGACAAUACGGUUAGUCGGCGUUCUCGAAAGAGACGGAGCACCGAGAAAGUGGGCGCGACGAUGGAUGAAAGGCAGAAAAGACUCGAUGAGAUCGAAAAUCAUCGAAAUGAACGCAUGAAGAAGCGGCAAUAUUUGCGCAAGAUGGCAACUCAACAGUUCUACAAAAGUAUGCAGAUGCUACAAGCCAAUGCAAAACGCGAAAAAGAUGAACCCUUUGAGGAUUAUUCGAUUUUUUUGUACCGUCAAACUGCACCAGAUUUCAAGGAUAGAGUAAAAGAUUUAGAGCAGAAAAUACUUUAUCCAGACAGACAACCUAAAAUACACAUUGGUCACCGUAGAAGUAGUGUGGAUGAGGAAUUUUCGGGAAGGAUAAAAGAUUUUGAAGAUAAACUGAAAGGGACGACAUCCUCCGAGAAGAAACCUAAAGAUCUUUUACGCGCCAUUGGUAAAAUUGAGAAAACCGACUGGAACGUGAAAGAAAUUGAGAAGAAGAUCGAAGAGAACAAGAUGGGCCGUAGCAUUCGUCACGAACAUGUAGAGAAAGUGCCGAAGUGGAGUCGCGAGCAGAUGUGUAUAUGUUUCAUUCAGUUUUUAGCUCGGCAGAUCAAGAUGGAGAAACGAGGCAACGAUCAAAGGGACACCUACAGUAAGUACGCUGACAUAGACAAUACCCUGAAGAAUAUAGGCAAGAAGAUUCGGGAAGGUAGUACUCUCGGAUACAAUAAAGUUUCAGCCAUGGCUGAACAGUUUUCGAAUAAAAGUCAGGAUGUGGAACCCAAGCUGCAGAAAUCGAACACUAAGCCCGCUAUCACAUUACCUGUGCAAGGAGGUUCAGAGAUGUGCCAUUUCUGCAAUAAAAGAGUUUAUCUGAUGGAAAGACUUAGUGCGGAAGGCAAAUUCUUUCACCGUGGUUGUUUCCGAUGCGAAUAUUGUUCUAUCUCGUUAAGAAUAGGAAAUCAUACAUUUGAUCGGGAGAAAAACGGAGGACGUUUUUACUGUGCCCAACACUUUGGGUUAUCGGGAACGAUGAAAACUAGAGCAGAGAAAAAGAGGACUAACUUAGUGAAUAAAGAAAAUUUACCUAAUGCCGCAGCUGUAUUAAAAACACCAGAAAAGGUCAAAGCAUCCUUAGAGGGCAUCGUUGGACUCGAUUUACUCGAUCGUGGUCAAACUCCAGAGAGAAUUGAAUUUGAAAAUCUGGCAGAAAUAUCAGAUCCUGAAGAAGCUCAAAGUCAAAUGGAUGAAGAUGAGUGGACAGACAGAAAUUUUGGUGCUUCUACCGCAGAAAUGGGAUCUAGUGACGAUAUUUCUGAUAUGAGUGAUUCUGAUGAAGAUAAUGAAGUAUUUGAGGAAGCUGUAGAUCAACCACUAACGACCGAAGGAACUCUUGAGUUGGCUAAGAAUUGGACAUUGCGCUAUUCGCAUCCACAUGCUACAAUUGGGCAAUCUGACACUGGCAGCAAUGAGUAUGAAGAUUCUAGCGAUGAAUAUACUAGUGAAGACGAUGAAAGCGGCACUGCAACCGAAGACGAAGAAGAUGUACGCGCGCGAGAACUCCGGAAGCAGGAAGUGUGGUUGAAGGUGCCACCGCGCAGCUCUGAUACCGAUACCGGUUCGGAAACAGAGGUUGCAUCAUCAGAAGAUGCGUCAACUGAGGAAAGCGUAGAAAAUUCUGCAACCGAGAUCUCGACUGACUCCGAAUUUGAGCAUGAUGAAGCAACUCCGACACAACAUGAGAUUCCCGAAAUUACUAUCAAUGAUUCCUAUGUGCGAAAAACGAGAGGCACUUAUGUUGAGCCAAAAAAAGUGCAGGUGAAGAGUAAACUGAUCUCUUCGGUCAAUGGCAAUUUGACACAAGACAAGAAACAGCAAGAUACUAGCAAACACUUUUUGGAAGAAAACCGUACUAGGAUGGAAUCACACAAAGAAGUUAAUUGCAAUGUGCCGAUUUCUAUCGACACAAAUAACUGUACCCCAUUGUCGAAUCCACGAAAGGGAGAUUAUCUUCUAAAUCGUACUCAUUCCACCGGCGGAAUCGCUUCAAGGCUUUCUUUAGAAUUAAAAAAACGUUAUUUGCUGGGUGGAUCAGGAUUGGGUAGUUCCGUCAUAAAAUCAGGUUCAGCAUCUAAUGUGGACACUAAGUUGAGAAACUUUACAGAUUCAAUCUCUCAACAUCAGAAGUUAUUAAAUCCGGCACCAGAACCUAGUCCUACCAUGCAAGCGUUUCUUCAAGGUACUAGUAAACUACGAACGAACAAUGCACCACUUUCUCCAUUAUCGCCUACAAUUUUAUUUUCACGGCAGUUAUCAACUGAUCGCUGUCGAAAUUCAACGAAUGAUGUUGCGAAGGCAACGACUUUAAUAGAAACACCCAAAGUUCAGCAAUUACCUGAUUUAGUAAAAGAAUCCAGUAUCUUGAAAUCGAAGACAGCACCCAACAUCUGCAACGAGUCUUCAAUGAAAGAUAGGGAAUUAAUCAACGAACAAAUAUUUUUGCAAGAAACUAACUUAACGAAGAAUACCGUAGAAGAUAUAAACAGCUCAAAAAAUACCGAAAAAGUUAUUUCGAGCAAUAUGGAAGAAAGUAAUGGGUUUAGACCGCGUAGUCCUCUUCACGAAACAUCAAUUAUCGUGCCGCAAGUGGAUUGGAGCAGGAAGAAUGUGGACAAGGAUGCUAGUUCAGGCGAUUCUGAGAUAGACAGCGAUUCAUUAUCUUCUUCCAACUCUAACGAAGUAGUUGAGAACAAACAACAUGUUGCUGUAAAUCUUUCGCCUCCCAGAUUACGAAUUCACAGUACUGAUGGCGAUCUUUUAUUAGACGAGGGAGCUGAUCGAUACAAGCAUUACGACCUUGAUGAUGGGCAGACCUUUGAGCCAGAUUCCAUCGAAGUCUCCUUUUUGCGAGAUCACCAUUUACUCGAGCCAAUUGACAACACGUAUAGUGUUGAAAUAGUAAAUAAUAACAUGGAACAAUUAGACUUGCGGGAUGACAACAAAAAAAGUAAUUGCAGCAGUCCUAUUUCCGAAGCUUCGGCAAUAUCUAACAAACAAGAUGAUUCCGAGGAGAACGAUAUUAUUACUGCAGCAUUCACUGAAACAGAGUUUUCUGAAUGGGCUCGUGAUGGGGAGGCUUUGGUCUCUGACGAUCUUCGCGACGUAGAACUCGAUAUCGAUCCCAAUUUCAUUACUGUACGAAAAAAUAAUGCAAGGCUAUCCUCUACGCCCGCCAAAAUUGCUAAAGAAGAGGAUACAGAAUUCGACUCGAAUAUCGAUCGGAUAAUCGUUCAGGAAUACCCGAACAAUAAUACAUCAAAAUUGUUAGUUAAUGGCGAAGAUAUUAAUUACAUGGACACUGACAAUGAGUCACUGUUGGAUGACAGUCUUCAAGAUGCUUCCAAUAUUGCAAUGCUGAAAAAUCGGGGCUAUAUCGAAUUUGUAAAUGUUAAGACUACACUUUCCAAUGUUCCUGUUUCAACUACUAUAUGCAAUAUGCCAGUCGCCGAUGCACCGAUAGCGAGACUUGAUCCUGAAAACGAUUCGUACGGUGAAGAGGAAGAACAAGAAGGUUUCAAAGAUGCUAAUGUGAUCGAGAUUGAUCCAGUUACCAUGGAGGAUGUGAUGGACAAGCUAAACGAGCCUAUUGCGAGUAGAUCAUCGAUGAGAUCAGAAAUUCGAACCGAGGAACAAAGUGGAGGAAAAUUUAAGGAGAAUGCGAAGCGAGAACAAUUAGCAGAAGCCUUUAAUAAAGAAUUACUUCAAUCGAUGGAAGAAGAUAGUCUGUUACUUGUGGAACCAGCGGAGGAUACGACCACCAGCGAAGUCGUCACGGUGCUUGCCAGUCCGAUCAAUCCUCAGGUAUCUAUAGUUCCUGUAGAAAUGAUGGAGAAACGCGAGGAGUUAACCAAGGCGGAUUCUAAUAAUCCGGACUAUCUGGAAUACGUAAAGAGAUUGCAAUCUAGAAUCGCAGAGUUUAGUAAUGCCAAGGACUCUAUUGAUGUAAGAAAAUCAAAACGAAAAAAUUCGAAAAACUUAGCACAGACACGCACCGCAGAAAUGAUUGCUGAAGAAAUCAAAUGCCAAGAAACAAUGACUGUAAACGGUAACAAUUCACCAGCGACUUCGAGAAAACUUGAAGAGAUCACGAGAGAACGGUCAAAGCAAAAGAACCUUAUUCAAGAUCUUUUAAUGGAUAAACUCGAGGCUCAUAAACAAAAGUCAGCUGAAAAAAAAGCCCGAAGAGCUGCCAGAGCUUCGUCUUUUACCACAGCGUUAUCACCGAUAAAACCAUCAUUGUCUAAUACUUCUUCUAUUGGUAAUAAGUUUGUACCUAAUUCUAUAAUAUCACCAGUUAGCAGUCCAACUCAUACAGCAUAUGUGGAGGCAAACAAGUCGUUGAAUCUUUCGAUGUCUUCGUGCUCUCGUGAGCAGUCCGAUCAAGAAGAAACCAAAGAAAAAAUCCCAAAGAAGACAGAAAAGUCGACUAUUGCUAGUCUAGAGGAUGCUUUUAAAACACCACUUGCGCCACCAAGAUUAAAAAACGAGGAAGCAAGAAGGACUGCCGAAAAAGCCAGACAAGAUGCUCGAGAACGAGCUAGAAUGAAGAGUGACGAAGAUUUAGGCUUAAGUCCCGAAGACAGAAUCAAGGAAUUAAGAAUGAAGGUAACCCGGAGACAACUCUCGAUGGACGAUGCAAAGAAAGUUGAUACACCGAAGACUGAAAGAAUUAAAUCGUGUAACUUUAGCGCAAUAGAUAAUUCGGAGUUAAAAUUAAAAAUCAGCAAAAGCACCGAUAAUAUGAAGAAUAUCUCAAAGAAACUCAAUUUCCAAAAACUGCCAGCAGCUAGCGCGAAAUCGAUGGAUGAGUCGCUCAAUACUGCAGGUUUAUCACUUUCUGAUAACAAUGGCAUAGUAAUCAAAAGGGACAAAAAAAAACCGAAAGACUCUGAAAGAAGAAAAAGCAUUAUACAGGCAGUGUCGGAUUUUUUUUUUAAGAAGGAAACAAGUCCAUCACCUAAUCAGAAGGACAAGUUAUCGAUGUUUCGUUUGACUUCAAAAUCAAAAGGAAAAAUUGAUAAAAUUACUCCAUCGAAAUACGACACGAGACCUAAAAGUGUAUCCGAGGAUAUGCUUGUAGGAAAUUUUCUUACUGAAAAUCCACCACCUGUACCACCGCCACCGCUUAACUACUCUGCAUACACCACUCAAGUGUCAGAUGACAGUUUAUCGGACGACGAUGCUAAAACAACUGCCUUCUCAGCGUCGUACGUGCAGAAAGUUACAGCAACUGAAGAAUCGUGCAAUAGUGUUUCACGUAAAUUAAAGUCCGCUAAAAAAAUAGCUAGACAGGCACAGUUAAAGAGAUUGCGGAUGGCUCAAGAAAUACAAAGAAAAUUAGAGGAAACUGAAGUGAAACAAAAGGAAUUGGAAAGUCGGGGCGUAAGUGUCGAAAAGGCGCUGCGUGGUGAAGGAGAUUCUUCCAAUCGUGAAGAAGCCGAUUUGCUUAGAGAAUGGUUUGAUCUUAUGAAGGAACGUACGGAAUUGCGUAGAUAUGAAAAGGAACUUUUAGUACGUGCGCAAGAAGUUCAAUUAGAAGAUCGUCAUGAACGAUUGCAACAAGAAUUGCGUGAACGUUUAGCUGAUGAUGAUGACAAGAAGACCAGUAACGAUGUUAAAAAAGAAGGAGAAAUCUUGACGGAAAUGUUGGAAAUAGUAGCAAAAAGAGAUUCCUUGAUCGCUCUAUUAGAAGAAGAACGACAAAGAUAUCAGAACGAAGACCGCGACCUCGAAGCUCAAAUGUUGGCUAAAGGCCUGAGAUUAACGCCAAUUAAGAAAUGUGGUCCUAAAUAUUCAGUCUAAGGAAGAUACGCUUCUGUAUAUACAUUUUCCGCUACAUUUUUUUAUCACAUGAUAACACCAGAAGAAAAUUAUACAUAUAUAUAUAUAUAUAUAGAUAAGAUUGUAAAUAGUUUAGAUGGCAAAGGAAUUUGAAGAAGAUAGCAGACUCGUAUUACGCCUAGAAUAUUUCUGCCCAUUUUCAAAAUAUUCAAUAUUUAAUAAACAUAUCUUUUUUACAAACAUAAUUAAAAUAUUUUAUUUUUUACAUGAAAAUAAACAGUAUUAAACUUG
Molecule: messenger RNA, 9264 nt
Organism: Monomorium pharaonis (pharaoh ant)
Lineage: Eukaryota; Metazoa; Arthropoda; Insecta; Hymenoptera; Formicidae
Gene: Mical
Product: F-actin-monooxygenase Mical
Exons: 27
Coding region: 1069-8994 (2641 amino acids)
Molecular function (GO): FAD binding; protein binding
Source: RefSeq, a predicted model, not a curated record